This is a messenger RNA of Lingula anatina, 2257 nucleotides long. Its product is annotated as saccharopine dehydrogenase-like oxidoreductase. NCBI's taxonomy places the organism in Eukaryota, Metazoa, Brachiopoda, Lingulata, Lingulida, Lingulidae. Gene Ontology annotation, biological process: glycolipid biosynthetic process. The record is from RefSeq and is a predicted model, not a curated record. Gene Ontology annotation, cellular component: lipid droplet; mitochondrion; plasma membrane.
CAACUCAGAGUAAGAGAAUCACUUGAAUAAAGAAUCACUUGUUCAAAUUCCCGACUUCAACUUUGCCUUCUCGAGGAAAUGAAGGCAAGAAUAAGACCUAUUCUAAGUCAAGGUCAUCAAGAUGGAGGGUGUGCGCGGAGCUCGAGAAUACUCUGCACGGGAAUAUGAUUUUAUAGUGUUUGGAGCGAGCGGCUUCACGGGACAGUUUGUUGUUUCUCAACUUGCAAAGCUGAGAGAUGAAGAGCCAGCGCUGAAGUGGGCUGUAGGUGGACGUAGCAUGUCAAAACUUGUCAAUACUCUAAAGGAAGCUGGAAGCCGGGCAGGUACAUCCCUUGCUAGUAUUGACUGCCUUCUUGCUGAUUCCAAAGAUCCUGACUCUCUAAUAGAGCUGUGUGGGAAAGGCAGAGUAGUACUCAGUUGUGUAGGACCUUAUCGUUUCUGUGGAGAGCCAGUUGUGAAAGCUUGCGUUGAAGCUGGUACAAAUUAUGUUGAUAUAUGUGGAGAGCCACAGUUUUUGGAAGAGAUGCAGUUAAGGUAUGAUGCCCAGGCAAAAGAGAAAGGCAUAUACAUAGUUGGGAGUUGUGGAUUUGAUAGUAUUCCUGCAGAAAUGGGAUUGCUUUUCACCAAGAACAAAUUUGAAGGGGAUCUGAAUUCUGUUGAAAGCUUCAUCCAGAUUAAGUUUGCAGUACCAGAGGUCAAAGGAGCUAAGAUCAAUUUUGCAACUUGGCAGUCAGCUGUUCAUGGUUUUGCUCAUGAAGGGGAGCUGAAACCACUGAGAAAGUUGCUUUGUCCUGAACCCCUUCCAAAACCAAUCCACAGGGUAAAAAACAGAGGAGUUUUAUUCUACAGUAAAGAAGUGGGGUCCUGGUGCAUACCAUUCCUGGGCAGUGAUAGAUCCAUAGUGUACAGGAGCCAGGUGAUUAGCUACAGAGACAGAAAAGAAAGACCAAUUCAAUUCCUACCAUACACAAAACUGCCAUCUUUGAUGAGUGCACUGGCUGUGCUGUCUUUUGGAAUUGUCUUUGGUAUUCUGGCCAAAUUCAAAUGUGGACGUUGGCUUUUAGAAAAGUUCCCAGGAAUCUUCUCUGGUGGACUGGUAUCUAAACAGGGGCCACCUUUGGCACAGAUCCAAGGCUCUUCCUUUACAAUGACAUUCUUUGGGAAAGGCUACAGUCAGAUCCUUCCUGAUGCAGAUCAACAACACAAUGAAGCUCCAGACAAGACCAUUGUCACAAGUGUUACAGGACCAGAAGCAGGCUAUGUGACCACACCCAUAUGUAUGGUAGAUGCUGCCUUGGUGAUCCUGAGAGAGCAAAAUAUGUUGCCUGCUGGGGGUGGAGUGAUUCCUCCAGGAGCAGCUUUUGCAAAGACCAGCUUGAUUGAGAAGUUACAGAAGCAUGGCAUGAAAUUUGAAGUGCAACCAAGCACUUAAGUUUUCAAAUAUUUCCAUGACCAAAUUUAGAUAUUUAGAGGCAUGUGAUGUUUUUUUUUUUAGUAUAUUGCUACCAUGUAAUUUAUUAAUGUGCUUAACAUUCCCUCUAAGGACUUGUUUGAAGUACUCACAUAUAAAAAGUACACAAUUUGAUGUAUGGUUUACAUCAUACAAUUAGAGACUAGUGCUUAAUGGCAUAAGAUGUAGUUAGUGUGUUUCAGGGUUUUAACAUUUUAAAAUGAUCAAUAGUUUCAAGCACAUUGAUGAGCAGUGUAUAAUGACACACGGUAAUGGUCCACGUGUUCAGCUAUGUCUUGUUUAAUGACUUUUUUGUUUUGUUUUUGUUGUGUUACUGACAGUGUGCCAUAUUAUAAAGGAUACAUGUAUCAGCUUUACUGUGAGCUUGAUGCACUGAUAAAGAGACUCAAAAACUUAUGUGUUGUGACUUGAUAAAUGAGAUUAAGUCUCUUGAAUCAUACUGUGCUAUUUAUGAAUUGAAUUGGGCUAAUUGUACCAAAGAGAUAAAGGCUAUUUGCAUUGUUUGCUUCAUCCCAAAAUGAAUCUUUUUUGUACUUUAUACUGUGUAUUAAAGGUGAUGUUUGAUAAAUGAUGAUAAUAUGUAAUAGCUAUGAUGCAUUUCCAUUGAAUGAAUGAUUUUAAUAUACAUUUGCCUUGCCAAGUAAGGCGUAAUUAAAUUAUACAAAGAUGCGCCUGUAUUGUAUCUUUUAGGCAAUUAAUUUUUUGACAAGGUUUAUCCAAAGAAAAGGAGAGGUAUUGCUUCUAGCAUUAUGUGCUCUCCUUAAUGUCUCAUGUAUUAUUGAAAAG